This is a messenger RNA of Aspergillus fijiensis CBS 313.89, 708 nucleotides long. RefSeq names its product chromatin modification-related protein EAF6/MEAF6. The annotation marks the transcript as partial. The transcript has 4 exons. NCBI's taxonomy places the organism in Eukaryota, Fungi, Ascomycota, Eurotiomycetes, Eurotiales, Aspergillaceae. Gene Ontology annotation, cellular component: NuA4 histone acetyltransferase complex. The record is from RefSeq and is a predicted model, not a curated record.
ACUGACCCAACCGCCGCAACCCCAGCCCCAGCCGCAGCACAAACAGCAGCAACCGCAACAGCAAACGCAUCAGCAUCAGCAUCCACAACAACCUCAACCGCCAACCGCGGUCUGCCAUACUACGAGAGACUCCGCCGCGAACUGCGCGACACACUGCAAAAGAAACGCCUAAUGGACAAGAGCAUGGCCCAACUCGAAGACCAAAUCUACCGCUUCGAACAAUCCUACCUCGAAGAAACCACCGCCGGCAACAUCAUCAAGGGCUUCGACAACUACAUCAAGGGAUCCUCGACCGGCGGCGGACUCGGCGCGGGGGGACUCUCGCUCGGCGGCGGCGGCGGUGGUGCGCGACGGAAGGCGCCCGUCACCGAGGCGGAUCGCGUGUUCUCGAGGAGUUCGGCGAGUUAUAUGCGGGACUCCCCCGCGCCAUCAUCCGCCCAGACAACCCCCUCGCACGCCCCCACGCCCAAUUCCACCUACAACGGUUCCUCGACCGGUAAACCCGGCAACAAUGGCGACGCCUCCUCCGCGGCGAACAGCGUCAAGGGCCAAUCGUCCAAGAACAAGAAGAAAUCCGGCGGCGGCAAUGCGAAUAAGGAUAAGUCCGCCGCAAAUAAUAGUAACAAAGACAACAAUAACGAUGAGGAGGCGACGGAUGGGGAUCGGCCGCCGACGAAGCGGUUGAAGAUCACUUAUGGGCGGGAUUAG